Molecule: messenger RNA, 1635 nt
Organism: Aspergillus puulaauensis
Lineage: Eukaryota; Fungi; Ascomycota; Eurotiomycetes; Eurotiales; Aspergillaceae
Product: cytochrome P450
Exons: 4
Coding region: 1-1635 (544 amino acids)
Molecular function (GO): oxidoreductase activity, acting on paired donors, with incorporation or reduction of molecular oxygen; monooxygenase activity; iron ion binding
Source: RefSeq, a predicted model, not a curated record
AUGCUUUCCAUCCUCGCUCUGACUCUGGUGGAGGCCUUCCUCCUCCAGCGCUCCGUUUUCACGGAUGCACCUUUCCGAACCGUCGCACUGGGCACAGCCGCUGUCAACCUGGCCCUCCUAGUGAUCUACAACUGGUUGAUAUGGCCGUUCUUCCUAAACCCUUUGCGUCAUCUUCCCCGCGCUCCGGGCCACUUCAACAUGGGCCGCUUUGUCUUCGACAACCCUCGAGGUCGUCUUCCUCUUGAAUGGAUGAAGACAGUACCCAACGAUGGGCUCAUCCACUUCAGGGACCUUCUCAACAAGAGUCAGCUUCUGCCGACAACUCACCAGGCCCUUCUCGAUGUCAUGAGCACCAACACCUAUGAUUUUGAGAAGCCAUGGCGAGCUCGCGAGUUCCUGGCCCGUAUAAUUGGGUUUGGCUUGAUCUUAUCCGAGGGGCCAGCCCACAAGAAACAACGCCGAGCGCUGAUGCCGUCGUUCAACGUGAAGAACGUUCGCGCCUUGUAUACCCUUAUGUGGGACAAAACUGAUCAACUAUUGGAGGAGUUAGAAAAAGAAGCCAGUUUGCAUCCCAUGGAGGGUACCGAUCCAGAGAGCGGCUGGGGAAAGGUGGAAAUGAGUGUCUGGGCCAGUCGUCUGACACUCGAUAUAAUUGGCCCUGCUGCAAUGGGACGGGACUUCCGCUCCCUCCAGAACUCCGAGAACAAGGUCGCCGAUAGCUUCCUUGCUAUUUUAGAACCAACCAAAGAGAAAAUGGCCUUCCUAACCGUCAACUUUAUCCUCCCCCAGUGGUUUGCCAAACGCAUUCCCUGGCGUUUGAAUAAGGUUAUCGACGAUGAGGUUGGCUACCUGCGCGAUCUUUGCAAGGGAAUUGUCCUAGAGAAGAGAGCCGCGAUGACUGCCACAAAGGCUACAGCCACUGAACUCGAGGCCGACAUUCUUGGCUCCAUGAUGAUAAGCGGCGACUUUACUGACGAUGAGCUAGUGGACCAGAUGCUCACAUUUCUUGCAGCCGGUCACGAAACCACUGCAAGUGCCCUCACCUGGGCCUGCUACCUGCUUACACUCUACCCAGAGAUUCAAGAACGUCUGCGCGCUGAAAUUCGCUCUGCUAUCCCCUCAGCCACCCACCCAGUCACUUACGCCGACCUCGAAUCCCUACCGCUUCUCAACGGCGUUUGCCAGGAAGUCCUCCGUCUCUAUCCAACUGUCCCUGCUACCAUCCGUGAAGCAGUCCGGGAUACUACCAUCGCCGGGAAAUCCGUACCCAAGGGAGCAAUGGUGGUUCUAUGUCCCUACGCCAUUAAUCGCUCUCCUGAAUUCUGGGGAGAGGAUGGCGAAGUGUUCCGCCCGGAGCGUUGGGUUGAUACGGAUCCCGCGACUGGCGAGAAGCGGGUUAACAAUAACGGCGGCGCCUCGACAAAUUAUGCGCAGAUUACGUUCUUGCACGGCCAGCGGAGUUGUAUUGGUAAGGACUUUGCUCGCGCAGAGUUAAGGUGUGCGGUUGCCGGAGUUGUCGGGAGGUUUGAGUUUGCGAUGCAGGAUCCCAAACAGGAGAUUCAUAUUGCUGGUGCAGUCACGACGAAACCAGUUGAAGGAAUGCAUCUACAAAUGAGGAGGGUAGAAGGGUGGUGA